Symbiodinium sp. CCMP2456 is the source of this 457-nucleotide messenger RNA. The record is from the annotation of a GenBank genome assembly. Lineage: Eukaryota; Dinophyceae; Suessiales; Symbiodiniaceae.
AUGGCUGCUGGGGGCGGGCUGCAAGCGAGGCGGCGGCGGAGCCUUCCAGGCGGAAUCUCCAGUGCCCACCACGGCAGACCUUUGAAAGCCGUCGGCUGCGCAGCUGCUGCGCUGUGCGGACUGCUGUUGAGCCAUUUGCAUGGCAGUUUUGCAGCGUUCGCUCCCUCGGCUCUGUCGCGGCAACGCGCUGGGAGAGUGAGGCUUCUAGCAGCCUCCGACUCUGAGCUGACAUCCAAGAAGGCAGAUCUUGCAGAGCGCUUGAAGGCUGAGGCCAGCGCAGCAAAGAAGGCACGCUCCAAGGGCUUUGCCACUAACACGCAGAGCUUCGAGGCCCUCGUCGAGAGCUUCGAUUCCGAGAGGUUAGGUCCCGUGGAGGCCACAGACAAGCUCCUCACCACUGACGGCCUCCAGCAUGAUGACGCGAGUCUCAAGAAGCUGGAGAAAGCCACCUUGAAGU